Messenger RNA from Betta splendens (Siamese fighting fish), 4970 nucleotides. Its product is annotated as NLR family CARD domain-containing protein 3-like. Gene Ontology annotation, molecular function: protein binding. The record is from RefSeq and is a predicted model, not a curated record. Bases 1468 to 4674 code for a protein of 1068 amino acids. NCBI's taxonomy places the organism in Eukaryota, Metazoa, Chordata, Actinopteri, Anabantiformes, Osphronemidae. The transcript is spliced from 10 exons.
CGGUUUUACCUAAAAUUACCUGCUGCCUUCUAUAUUUUUAUUCUGAAAGACGACACAGGAAGUAGGUAGCUGCUGCUCUUUUUUGACAUUAGUCACCUUAGGUACAGUGAGGCCACACCUUCCAUAUAUCACGUCACAACGUGAUUGACGGAAGCCAGGAAGGGCUGGUUCUGCCGAGCCCCCGUCAUAAGUGACAAGCAAUCUAGAUAUGAGGACAAAGUCCAUCCAGCACAUUGAAACUUACAUGGGCAUUUACUGGGAAGGAGGUUUGUUUUUAACUGAGGAGACUAUCAUGCAAAGGUGCAGGGAGGCUAUGAGAGACCCUGGACAGGUCCCUAGCCCAUUGGAGGGACAAACAUCGCAGACACACGAUCACAUGCAUUAUGGACUGUGGGAGGAAGCCACGCAAACAACAUGCAAAUAGAAAGGCACCCCGGGUCUCAAACCUAGGACCUUCUCCAUGUGUGGCGACGGUGCUAACCACCGCACCACCGUCCCACCCUUUGUUUACUUCAGUAAUGCAACUUAAAAGGUAAAACUAAUAUAUGAGAUAGACUCAUUACAUGCAAAGCAAGAUAGUUUAAGCCGGGAUUUGUCAUAAUUAAGAUGAUUAUGGCGUGGAGCUCAUAAAAAAACCCUCCCCCUCCUGCUAAUGGCGAAACUGUGUGUGAUGUCCUGCACUGUGCGGAGAGUAGACUCUUGAUACAGAGUCCAAAUGCCCUUCUCCUCAUAUCUAAAGACUUUAGCCACGCUCCUCUGUCUCCCACACGCCCUUUGUUCACCCAGAUGGUUGAAUGUCUCAUCAGAGACAAUAGGACAUUGGACUUACUGUUUGUUAACUCAAAGGAGGCCUACACCUCACUGAGAAAGAAGGGAAAGAAAGACAAGCAACAGGAGAAAGAUGGAGGAUCAGCUUUAGUUUCCACAGUCUGUGUUGAUUUGGGGAGCCAUGUCAUCUGCUGUUGUUGGUCCACUGUGCUUCAUAAGUCCAAGGUCACAGCUGUCUACCAGGAGAUUUUGGAACAUUUCAUGCUCCCUUUUUCAGACCAGUUUUAUUGGAAUGCUGACUUCAUUUUCCAGCAGGAUUUGGCACCUGCCCACACUGCCAAAAGCAUGAUAACCUGUUUCAAUGACCGUGGGAUUAAGGUUCAAGAUUCAAAGAACUUUAUUGAUCCCAGAGGGAAAUUAUUUCGCACACUUUGAUCGCUGUCACAGUUGGAGGUACACACAAGGAUCGGCCCUAGCGAGAUUAUGAUUCUGCGCCCUCUACUGAAGGCUUGGAGCAGCGCCCCACCCAGCAGUUGGCGCCCUCGGCGAGCGCCUAGUUCGCCUGUGACAAUCCUCGGUACUGAACCAAGGAGAAGACACGAUGUGGACAAACCUUGUGUCACUUCUGCACCCCACUUAGCAGGUUAAUGAAAUUCAGCAGCAGACAGACACCGAGAGUUGAGAAGGAAAAAACUGAAGAUGAGCCGAAAGGAAAGAAAAACUGCAGCUGCCACACGAGAGGAGCUGCUUCUGAGAGUGCUGAAGGACCUAGAAGACAACGAGCUGAAGGAGUUCAAAUGGUUCCUGCAGAAAGCUGAAGUCCUAGGACAGUUUCCAAUAAUCCCAAAGAGCCGCCUGGACAAAGCCGACCGCACAGACACUGUGGAUCAAAUGCUGCAGACCUACUGUGAAACCACUCUGGAGGUGACCAAAAAGGUUUUAAGAAAGUUACACAGAAAUGACCUUGUGAAGAUUCUAACGGAACCAAACUCAGAGCCACUAGUAGAGGGUUUUGCUGAGUGCCAAAAAAAUAUUAAAUCCAGCCUGAGGAAAAGAUUUCAGUGUCCAUCUGAGAAACUUAAAAAGGGAGCAAAGUCUCAGGCCCAAAAUGAAAUCUACACAGAGGUGUACUUAAAAAUAACAGAAAGCAAAGACCAUGAGCUCAUACAAGUUGAAAAAAAAUCCAGAAAACCAGUCAGACAAGAUAAAACUAUCAGAUGUAAAGACAUCUUCAAAGGCUCAGCUGGAGCAGACCGACCCGUCAGAACCGUGGUGACCAAGGGAGUGGCUGGCAUUGGGAAAACGGUCCUAACACAGAAGUUCACUCUGGACUGGGCUGAAGACGAAGCCAACCAGGAUAUCGACUUCACAGUUCUGUUCACUUUCAGAGAGCUGAACGUGCUGAAAGAGCAAAGGUUCAGUUUGGUGGAACUUGUUCAUCAUUUUGUCACUGAAACCAAAGCAGCAAGAAUCUGCAGCUUUGAGGAGCUAAAGGUUGUGUUCAUCCUGGAUGGUCUGGAUGAGUGUCGGCUUCAUCUGGACUUCAGGAACACCAAGGUCCUGACUGACAUUCUAGAGUCCACCUCAGUAGAUGAGCUGCUGACAAACCUCAUCAAGGGGAACCUGCUUCCCUCUGCUCGCCUCUGGAUCACCACACGACCUGCAGCAGCCAAUCAGAUCCCUCCUGGCUGUGUCGACAUGGUAACAGAGGUCAGCGGCUUCACUGACCCACAAAAACUUGAAUACCUAAGAAAAAAAUGUGGACAUGAAAAACUUGUUAGCAGAAUCAUGACCCACAUGCAAACAUCUCAGAGCUUCAAGGUAAUGUCCAACAUCCCAGUGUUCUGCUGGAUCACUGCUACAGUUCUGGAGGAUCUGCUGGAAACCAGAGAAAAGGAAGAGCUGCCUGAAACCCUGACAGAGAUGUACAUUCAUCUCCUGUUGAUUCAGUCCAAACUGAAGAAAGCCAAACAUCCUGGUGCAACUGACACGGACCCAAACUGGAAUCAAGCAAACAAGGAGAUGAUCGAGUCGCUGGGGAAGCUGGCCUUUGAGCAGCUGCAGAAAGACAACCUGGUCUUCUAUGAGUCCGACAUGACAGAGUGCAGCAUCAACACCAGAGCAGCUUCAAUUUACUCAGGAAUGUUCACACAGAUCCUCAAAGAAGACAAACUCCUGAAUCAGAACAAGGUCUUUUCCUUCGUUCAUCUGAGUGUCCAGGAGUUUCUUGCUGCUCUUUAUGUGCAUCUGAAAUUUAUCAACUCUGGAAUCAAUCUAUUGUCAGAAACUCAAACCAGUUACUGGAUUCCUAAAAUAAUGCGCAAAUCCAAUGUGUACCAGAGCGCUGUGGAUAAGGCCCUGCAGAGUCCAAAUGGACAUCUGGAUUUGUUCCUCCGUUUCCUGAUUGGUCUUUCGCUGGAGGCCAAUCAGACCCUCCUACGAGGCCUAGUGAAAAAGACAGGAUGCAGCGCAGAGACCAACCAGGAAACAAUCAAGUAUAUCAAGGAGAGGCUGGAAGAUAACAUCUCUCUAGAAAAAAGCAUGAAUUUGUUCUACUGUCUGAAUGAGCUAAAGGACCACUCGCUGCUCCAAGAGACCGAGAAGCACCUGAGCUCAGGAAGCGUCUCUACAGAGGAGUUCUCUGCUGCCCAGUGGUCAGCUCUGGUCUUCCUGUCACUCUCAUCACAGACAAAUUCAGACGUGUUCGAGCUGAAGAAAUACUCGGCUUCAGAAGAGGCUCUGCUGAGGCUGCUUCCUCUUGUCAAAGCCUCCAACAAAGCUAUAUUGAGCAGCUGUAACCUCUCAGAAGGAAGCUGUAAAGUUCUGUCCUCGCUUCUCUGCUCUCAUUCGUCCAGUCUGAGAGAACUGGAUAUGAGCUAUAACAACGUGCAGGACUCGGGUGUGAAGCUGCUGUCUGCCGGUCUGGAGGGUUCACACUGUCCCCUGAAGUGUCUCAGACUUAGUGGAUGUAACUUGUCGUGGAGAAGCUGCGAAACUCUGUCGCUGAUAAUUUGCAUGCAGUCGUCUAAACUCCAACUGCUGGAUGUGAGCACCAACGACCUGGAGGACAUGGGAGCUCAGAUUCUGUCUGGAGGACUGACAAACUCACACUGCACCCUGGAAAGUCUCAGUCUUUCAGGUUGUAUGAUCACAGAGCAAGGCUGUGCUUCUCUGGCCUCGGCUCUGAGCUCCAACCCGUCCCAUCUGAAAGAGCUGGACCUGAGCUACAACCACCUGGGGGAGUCCGGAGUGGAGCUGCUGUCUGGAGAGGUGAAGGAUCGACAGUCUCGACUGGAGAAUCUCAGGGUCGACUGUAAUGGAGAGAAGAGGCUAAAACGCGGCCUGAGGAAGUAUGCCUGUGAACUGGAGCUGGACCCAAACACAGCACACCGGAACCUGAAACUGUGCGACAGCCGCAGGAAGGUGACAGCGGUGAAGGAGGAGCAGCCGUACCCCGAGCACCCGGAGCGCUUCGACCACUGCUGCUGGCAGCUGCUGUGCAGCCAGGGCCUGACUGGGCGAUGCUACUGGGAGGUGGAGGUGGAAGGAAGCGUGGUCAUUGCAGUAACCUACAAACGAAUUGGUAGGAGAGGAAAGAGCGCAGACUGCCGGCUCGGGUGGAGCGACCAGUGCUGGAGCCUGGUUCGCACCGACCAAUAUUACUCUUUGUGGCACAACAAGCGAGAGAAGAGGGUGCUGUUACCGUACUACGAGCCGGCAAGCAGCAGAGUGGCCGUGUUCGUGGACUGUCCCGCCGGCAUUCUGUCCUUCUUCAGCGUCUCCUCCAACAACCUGAACCACCUGCACACCUUCAGCACCACCUUCACGGAGCCCGUGUACCCGGCCUUCGGCUUCGGCUUUGGCUUCUGGUCGUACGACUCCUCGGUGACGCUGUGUGAGGUGUAGGACAGAGCCUGUGUGUCUUUCUUUAAACUAAUGAGAUCUUUGUAAUACUCGCUACAUGAAGAGAACGCGUGUAGAGACCUUAGCAUUAUUACUGCUGAUUACUUGCUUUGAUUUGAUGAUGAUGAUGAUGAUGAUGAUUUGAUUUGAAGUGAUGAAUUGUUACUCUUAAGGGGGAAUCCUACUGAAAUAACAUUUUUCAGAUACUUACUUUUGUUCAUUACUUUGAUACGUCUCAAAAACAUUAUGUUUUGUCACCUUUGGCCUAAAAUAAUAAAAGCCUGUUUGACCUCUCAGCA